Molecule: messenger RNA, 1008 nt
Organism: Spodoptera exigua (beet armyworm)
Lineage: Eukaryota; Metazoa; Arthropoda; Insecta; Lepidoptera; Noctuidae
Source: the annotation of a GenBank genome assembly
AUGCACCGCAGACACGGUUUGGAGCAGGACAAAGAGCAAGAUUUCAAAACCGGUGACAAGAAAAUCAUCAACGGCCCUUUCUGGCACGAGGUCUUCACGGAAACCUAUGAGGACCACGAAGAAGACCCGUCUACUACCACUUCUGAACCCUUACCUUUCUUCGAAGACGAUGUUUCUACUAAUAACGUGACAGCACAGCUUGGCAGUCGCGUUCACUUACACUGUCGAGUUCAUGAUUUGGGGGAGAAGACCUAUUCUAAUGUCGUGGUGGCUCGGAGGUUAAGGAGCCCGCUUCUCAUGCAUGAAGGUGUAGUUUCGAAACCUGCCAAGCACCAAUGUGACUUUUUCCGAGUUAUAUGUACUUGCACACGACAUCACUGGCAUACGGUGAAGAUAUCCUGGGUCCGUCGUCGAGGCGAAGAGCUCCACCUCCUUUCUUUCGGCCGCCACACAUAUUCUGCAGAUUCUCGCUAUUCCCUAGCCUUUGAACAUCCCAACGAUUGGCGUCUUCUAAUCCAGUACGUCAGCGAAAGAGACGAGGGCUUCUACGAAUGCCAGAUCUCUACCCAUCCUCCUCUGGUUAGAAGAGUACAUCUUAGUGUUGUUGUACCAAAAGUUGAGAUCGUGGACGAACGCGGUCGGCCACUACAGGACAAGUUCUACAAAGAAGGCUCUAUCAUAGAGCUUCGCUGUGUGGUCAGCGAAGUGCCUCAGCCAACGCGACAGGUCAACUGGAAGCAUGGCUCAAGGUUGCUCAACUAUGAUACUAAAAGAGGCGGCGUUAGUGUUAAGACGGAGGCGACAUCCAACGGCGCCCUAUCACGUCUCUACAUAGCGAACGCCAACAGAAAUGAUUCAGGGAACUAUACGUGCUCAUUAGCUGACGUCGCCGCGUCCGCUGUGUCAGUGCACGUGUUGAGAGGCGAAAACCCGCUAGCAAUGCAACGGGGAGGCGCGUCAUGCAGUUCCGAUUCAUUGCUGGCUCUAACCAUCGCUUUUAUCAGCUGA